AUGCGCGAGCCAGCUGGGCACAGGGGGGCUCGCUCCAAGAGACCGAGGGCGCGCGUCACCCUCCGGAUGGAGUCGGCCCGACGUCUCCUUCAACGUCAGCACAGCGGCGAAGGAGUCAUGGCCAAUCGCGCGUCAUGGUCGCCGCCUGGUCCUGCAUGGAUCUGUGGUUCGUGUACUGUACGCAAAUUGUCCGACAGGGUGGAUUGCCGCCAGUGUGGUUCGCCUCAGCCAGAACCUCCUCCAGAGAAGCAAGAUCGAGCUACACGUCGUUCGAGAAGUUCACCAUCCGAACGCCCUCCCAAGGCCCGUGGCAAAGGUCGGGAGUCCAAUGACAAGGCCCGUGGCAAGGGUCGGGACCCCAUGCUGGCGCUUCGAGGUACAUCGAAGGGCAAAAACAGCCAGAUGAGCGAAGCCAAGCACAUCAAUGAAAAGGAGAAGGACCCACAAGAGAAGGAUAAGAUCGACGAGCAUCGCUCGGCCAAGGACAUCCUUCACAUCAGGCCAACACUACUUCAAGAGGCACGCCAAUAG
Molecule: messenger RNA, 531 nt
Organism: Prorocentrum cordatum
Lineage: Eukaryota; Dinophyceae; Prorocentrales; Prorocentraceae
Source: the annotation of a GenBank genome assembly